Messenger RNA from Chilo suppressalis (striped riceborer), 2568 nucleotides. The record is from the annotation of a GenBank genome assembly. NCBI's taxonomy places the organism in Eukaryota, Metazoa, Arthropoda, Insecta, Lepidoptera, Crambidae.
GGAAUCUUUAAAAUAUAUGCUGUUCCGGUCAAGUGGACGUGAGAACUCCAUUGUAGUGUUGACUACCACAGAAGUUUAUCGAAAAAGCCAACUCGAUAAAUUUCGUGCCAAAUACUCCAAGAAACGUUAGAAUGAGUCACACCGCCUUUCUACUGUAAAAAAAGAGGAUUAAUAAAAAUAAGGCUGUAUGAGCAUUACUCCCUUUGCUUUUCUUGGAAAGAGAGAAUCUUAUAAAAAAUAAAGUCACGGUACUGUCAAAUUUGACGUAAGUUCGUGAAACGUAACGUCGCCUCAAUCAAAUCAAUUUAUUUUGAUUAAAAUGAUAAUGAAACGAUAACGGGCAUUUAUUUCGUAGCUUAGAAUUAAAUUGUAACAGUGAACCUAAUCUCUAGAGUACAUACUUGUCUAAAAAUCUCAUUUUAACCUUUCUGUAUCGAACACCGAAUGCGAUCAAAAUAACGCACAGCAAGCAACAAUGUUUUCACGUUUUGUCGUAUCGCAAGUGAAGCACAAUUCUUACUUCCUGGUGGGUGUGGUGUUGGGGUUAUGGCUGGCAUUGGUGGCAGUGCCGUUCGAGGAGGCCCCAGUGGCGUGUCCAGCUACCGAAGCGCCCGCCCCUGACGAGUAUGAACCUCACCGAGAGGCCCGGCCGUUAGGGCCCGCAGGUCCCGUUGCAGGGCGUAGUGUACAGCGUCCUAGGUACUACAUCACUGAACUGGGCAUGAGAGGGUCUCUUAUGUCUGGAGUGCUGUCUUCAGAAGAAGCAUUAUCAACUCGCACGGCAGCGCUCAACGCCACAGCAUCCAGACUGCAGCCGCUGCGCGUGUUCAUAGCGGCGGCCGCGGGCGCCGUGCCCCCUCGACCGAACGUCGUCGGAUUCACGGACACUCGCGAAAUGCUCAAACCGUUCCACGCCCUCAAGUACCUCGCUGACAACUGCCUGGAAGAAUAUGACUUCUUCUUCCUGGUGUCGGACACUUCGUUUGUGAAUGCGAGACGGCUGCGUGAUCUCGUCAGUAAGCUGAGUGUUAGCCAGGAUGUGUAUAUGGGGACUGUGGCUGAAGAUGACAGUCAUUACUGCACUCUGGAGGGCGGCAUCCUCCUGUCCAACUCCGUGCUGCGCGCGGUGCACGGCCAGCUGGACUGGUGCGUCCGCAACUCGUACUCGGCGCACCACCACGAGAACAUCGGCCGCUGCGUGCUGCACGCCGCGCAGCAGCGGUGCCGCGCCGCCCUGCAGGGCGAGACGUACACCUCGAUCCGCCUGUCUUCCCCGGAGCAGAUCCCCCCGACGCUGGCGGACGCAGUGACGGUUUACCCGGUCCAUGAGCCGGCCCACUUCUACCGCCUGCACGCCGCGGCGGCGCGCAGGCUGUUACAGAGGGCUGCCGCCACAGCUGCCGGCCUGAGGCGGCAGAUGGCGGCGCUGAGGCCCAACCAUCCGCCCGGGUUCGCUAACACCUCGUGGCCUGCGGGCUUGAGGGCCGAUCCGGGACUGGCUCCGCCUACACCGGAAAACAGGUUCGAGCACCUGCGCUGGACGUUGUUCAACGCGUCGCACUCGUUCAUGCCGGACGAUCACCGCGCCAUCGCGCCGCUCAAGGGGUCUAUGAAGGAAGCCGUACAGUUGGUCCUCCGCGAGAGCAUCGCGUGGGCGUCGCGUCGCUGGGGCGUGGAGUAUGAGGACGUGAGGCUGGUGGAGGGCGCCAGUCGGUGGGAGCCGGCCCUGGGGCUGCGGUACAGGCUGCUGCUGCGGGCCAGGCAGCGAGUGAUGCAGCUGGAGGUGAUAAUUCGCACUCAGAACACCAACGACACCACAGUUUCCACGUUAAGAGACCAAUUAUCAUCAGUGGUGGGCCAGCAAGCCCACAUCGUGGAGAUAUCCGAACGGGCGGAUAUAUCCGGGCCGCUGCGGAUACACGCGGACAAUCAGAGGCGGGCUCUAUUGGCUGCCUUGAAGCAUCCCGCGGUCACCAGCGACGCUUUAGUGGUGUUGUUGCCGAGCCAUGCGGAUUACAACCAGGAGUUCCUCAAUAGGGCUCGCAUGAACACAAUCUCUGGCUGGCAGUGGUUCUGGGCUGUGGGAUUCGCGCGCUACUCGCUGCAUCCCUCCCCUGCCCCUCCCUCCGCCCCCUCCCCCUCCCCCUCCCCUCUACCUACCCCUACCCCUCAUCAUCAUACGGGCCGAUUUGCGCCAGUCUUAACCGACGCGUUGGCAUUCUACAGGACUGACUUUGAGAACGCGUUGUCAUCGUGGGGCCCCUCGGUGGAGGGCAGCGUGGCCCAGAUCCUGGGUGCGUCCCCGCUGCGCUGCGUGCGCGCGCCCGAGCCGGCCCUGGUGCUGGCGCCGCGCCCCCCCCCCCUGCGGCCGCCCUGCCCCCCCUCUCGCGACCUCCCCGUCUCCCUCCCCCUCACCCGCCCCCGCGUGUCUGCGCGACCAUCGAGACGAACACUUCGCUCAUCUGCAGUUAGGCGACAGGCAUUCGCUGGCCAAAUUACUGCUAGAGCAGAGGUCCGCCUCCGCCGCGUAAAUUGUGUUAAUUAAUAAUAAAUAUUUUGUACUAGAUU